Messenger RNA from Schizophyllum commune H4-8, 1333 nucleotides. RefSeq lists its product as uncharacterized. Lineage: Eukaryota; Fungi; Basidiomycota; Agaricomycetes; Agaricales; Schizophyllaceae. The record is from RefSeq and is a predicted model, not a curated record. The coding region runs from base 116 to 1207 and encodes 363 amino acids. The transcript is spliced from 2 exons.
CACGAGAUCGUCGCGUCCCCUGCUGACGCCUCUUCUGACGUCAGGCGCGCCGCCCACCCUGCUACUUAAGCUUUCUGUCGCUCUCUCUACUCUCCCACUUUUGUGUAUGACGACCAUGAUCAUCCGCACACUCACCGCCAGCGCCCUCCGCGCGCGCCCAGCCUCCUCAUUCACCCCCCUCAACAUCGGCCUCCGCGCCGCACUCGUACGCCCCAUCACCACCUCAUCCCCCCGCCCCGUCGCCUCCUCCAUCUCCAACAAGCCCGGCUCGCAGUCCCUCGACCAAGCCGCACUCAACGCGAAAGAGGAGCUCGGGAACGUCGGCGGCGACGUCGCCAAGACCAUCGCCGGCGCCAACUACGCAAAGGACUCCGUCGCCGCCCCCGGCCCCGACGCGUCCUUCCUCGCCACCACCGCGCGCGUCGCCGGCCAGGUCCCCAAGCCCGUCCUCGUCUUCGGCCUCGCGGGCGGCAUCCCCUACGUCGGCGCCUCCGUCGCCACCGCCUACCUCGCGCGCCAGGCCGGCCUCGCCGCCUCGGGCGCCGCCGCCGGCAUGGACCCCGGCCUCGCCAUCACCAUCCUCCACCAGGCGCUCGACGUGCAGGUCACCUACGGCGCCGUCCUCCUCUCCUUCCUCGGCGCGCUCCACUGGGGCAUGGAGUUUGCCGAGUUUGGCGGCAAGAAGGGCUACGCGCGCCUCGCGCUCGGCGCCGCCCCCGUCCUCUACGCCUGGCCGACGCUCGCGCUCGACCCCGUCAUGGCGCUCCUCGUGCAGUGGUUCGGCUUCACGGGUAUGUGGUACGCCGACUGGCGCGCGACCUGGCACGGGUGGACCCCCAAAUGGUACUCCCAGUACCGCUUCUACCUCUCCCUCCUCGUCGGCACCUGCAUCAUCGGCUCCGUCGCCGCCACCUCCUGGUGGGGCCCCGUCGGCGGCCACGGCCUCGUCAGCCACGAGCUCGACGAGCUCAAGCAGCAGCGCAAGGAGCUCCUCCAAAAGGCGGGAAACUCGGAAGGUGUCCGCCCCCUGCCCUCUGACGCGCCCAUCACCACUGUCCCUGCAGACGACGCGGGCGGCAGCGAUGAGGCCUUCGUCGUGCUGAAGAAGCGCAACCUGGAGGAGGAUAGCGGAGGCGAGGAGCCGGCCGAGCACGACUCGGGGAGCAAGCAGGAGCAGCAUGGCGAGGUUGAGAAUUCGAAGGAGUAGAUUGGGACCAGAAAUUUGAGAAGCACACGGACAGAACAAUCUUGUACUCUAUAGCUUACCAUUGUACAACACCUAUUAGCAUAUGUUCAAACAAGAAUGUAGCAUUACCUUCACCACCCAGUCCCU